AUGGGCCGGCUAACUUUGUCGACGCAGCUGCCUCUCCGAGGUCUGAUCAGCCUCGUCCUGUGCGCGUCGAAACGAGAGCCUCGGAAGAUGCCAGACGGGAACGGAGACGUGUCCUGCUGCGGAAAAAUCGUGCAGAGCAACGGGCGAGACGAAUCUGAAUUGCGUUGUCAAACUCAAAUGGCAGGCCAAGCGGUGGAGCAAGCUCCUCGAUUGGCCUGUUUCUCGGCUGCACGCCAGAGGUCUAGCGAUUUUCUAGAAGGCGGCAGCGAAGUUUUGCUAGGAGCUCCUCACGUGUGCACUGGCGCCACGCCUGCUGCUGCUGGCACGUUGCCGGCCACCAAUCCGGACGGGCGACCGACCGACCGCAUCGCAUCUGUCGCCGGGGCGGGGACGACGAUAACGCCUGCUCGUGUUGGGGUCCGGCGGGGACAGCGAGCAUCUUGGGCUGCCGCAAGGACAGGCUCGCUUUGGCACAGGCAAGGCACAAGCAGGGCCUGCUGA
Messenger RNA from Zasmidium cellare ATCC 36951, 501 nucleotides. RefSeq lists its product as uncharacterized. The record is from RefSeq and is a predicted model, not a curated record. The transcript has a single exon. Bases 1 to 501 code for a protein of 166 amino acids. Lineage: Eukaryota; Fungi; Ascomycota; Dothideomycetes; Mycosphaerellales; Mycosphaerellaceae.